Molecule: messenger RNA, 4331 nt
Organism: Anopheles aquasalis
Lineage: Eukaryota; Metazoa; Arthropoda; Insecta; Diptera; Culicidae
Molecular function (GO): iron ion binding; 2 iron, 2 sulfur cluster binding; oxidoreductase activity
Source: RefSeq, a predicted model, not a curated record
GUCGUAGUGAGAGGGCGCUGGCGCUUCGUCUUAAUCUUUUACCUUUUGGUUCGAAUCUGGAUCUUCCCGUGCUUCGGUUUGUGUGUUUUGGUUCUGGUACUGCUAACCGUUUGUGACCUUGAAUUUUACGCAGAUAAACGCUUUGUUGAACGCUGUUCGUGUAUUCAAGAGUAGUUUUUCUGCUAUAAUUGUGAUAAAGUGGUAGCAGUGCUUGAUCGCGAUGCUGUCGACAAUUGGAAGCUAUAUUUGGGGCAGCUCUGAAGCCGAAAGUCCAGUGACGGAAGUUACAUUUACGAUCAAUGGGAAAAGCUAUACCGCGAACCCUAAAACGGUCCCCGUCGGUACUUCGCUCAAUAGCUUCAUCCGCAACCAUGCGCACCUGACCGGCACGAAGUUCAUGUGUCUCGAGGGAGGCUGUGGUGCGUGCAUCGUGAACCUGACCGGUGUCCAUGCGGUCACGAAGGAGAAGAAAACAUGGGCAGCCAAUUCGUGUCUGUUUCCGGUGUACGCCUGCCAUGGGCUGGACGUACUGACGGUCGAAGGUAUCGGCAACAAGAAGGAUGGCUACCAUCCGAUUCAGCAACGGUUGGCUCAUUUCAACGGAACGCAGUGCGGUUACUGUUCUCCCGGGAUGGUGAUGAAUUUUUACAGUCUGCUCGAGGCCAACCAUGGUGCGGUUUCGAUGGAGGACGUCGAGAAUGCGUUCGGUGGUAACAUCUGUCGCUGCACCGGUUACCGACCGAUUCUGGACGCGUUCAAAUCAUUGGCGGUGGAUGCAGAUGAGCGACUGCUCGACGCUUGCCAGGACAUCGAGGAGCUACCGGCGAAGACUUGUCCGAAGUCAGGCGGUCCUUGUAGUGGCAAGUGUCCAUCGGCGACGACGGCGACUGCCGCGAAGCUCCCGGUACGAAUGCUUUUCGACGGUGAACAGGAAUGGCACAAGGUGUCCCAAGUGAGCGACAUUUUUGCGAUCUUUGAAACGAUCGGCAACAAACCUUACAUGCUGGUAGCCGGGAAUACAGCUCAUGGUGUGUAUCGCCGUAGCAACACGCUGCAGGUGUUUAUCGACAUUAAUUCCGUGGAGGAACUGCAUUCCCACAAGCAGGACGCCAAUUCGCUCGUCGUCGGAGCCAAUGUUUCGUUGACCGAGUUUAUGCAACUUCUCGAUACGGCCUCCAACACGAAUCCCAGCUUUUCGUACUGCAAGGAGCUCGAGAAGCACAUCGAUCUGAUCGCGAAUGUACCAGUUCGAAGCGCUGGCACGAUUGCCGGUAAUCUGAGCAUCAAGAAUCAGCACCACGAGUUCCCGUCCGAUUUGUAUCUAAUGCUGGAGGCCGCUGGGGCUCAGCUGACGAUCGUUGAAGCAGGUGGCAAAAGCACAACCGUUUCGCCGGCUGACUUUGUGCGGAUGGAUAUGCAGAAGAAGGUCCUCCAGUCGGUCACUCUCCGCGCGCUCGAUGCGAAUCAGUAUGUCUACCGGUCGUUCAAGAUUAUGCCACGGUCACAAAAUGCACACGCCUACGUUAAUGGUGCCUUUCUUGCCAAGAUGGCCGAGGACAAGGUGACUGUCGAAUCGAUAAGCAUUUGCUUCGGUGGAAUCAAUCCCGAGUUCACGCAUGCCACCGGAACGGAAGCGUUGUUGGCUGGUAGGAAUCUGUUCGAUGCACAGACAAUUCAAGCAGCCAUGGCACAGCUGGGCUCGGAACUGAACCCAGACUGGGUACUACCGGAUGCGUCCAGCGAGUACCGCAUGAACCUGGCUAUGGCACUGUUCUACAAGUUCCUGCUGGCCGUUGCACCCGAGGGAACCGUUCUGGUUAAACCAUCGUACCGUUCCGGAGGCUUGGUACUCGAACGCCCGCUUUCAUCCGGUCUGCAGACGUUCGAUACGUACGAGCGCAAUUGGCCACUGACGAAGAACAUUCCCAAGAUCGAAGCCCUGGCACAGACGUCCGGUGAGGCCAAGUUUGUAAACGAUCUUCCACCGCUGCCGGGUGAACUGUACGCUGCGUUCGUGGUUGCUACGCGGCCGCACAUGCGCAUCGGUAAAAUUGAUGCCACCGAUGCCCUGAAAUACCCUGGCGUGGUUGCUUUCUACUCGGCCAAGGACAUUCCCGGGACGAACAACUUUAUGCCCGCGAACCUCGGCAAUCAGGAGGUGGAAGAGAUCUUCUGCAGCGGUGAGGUGCUGUUCCAUGGCCAACCGGUCGGUGUGAUCGUGGCCGAUACGCUCGAGAAAGCGAACCAUGCGGCCACACUCGUGAACAUCGUCUACGAGAAGCUCAGCCCGAAACCAAUCUUCCCAACGCUCAAAUCCUUGGUGGAAAAUCAAUCAAAGGCACGCAUCUUCGAUGAACCAUCGGCCACCAAGCGUGGCUCGGGAUAUCGAAUGAAUGUGACAGCAGCAAAAAAAGUCUCAGGACGGUUCGAGAUGGCUGGUCAGUAUCACUACACGAUGGAAACCCAAACCUGUGUCUGCGUACCGAUCGAAGAUGGGAUGGAUGUGCACAGUUCGACGCAGUGGGUCGAUCUGUGUCAGGUAGCGAUCGCUUCGAUGUUGAAAGUGCCCGAGAACAGCCUAAACUUUACGGUGCGCCGUCUGGGUGGUGGUUAUGGAUCGAAGAUUUCUCGUGCCGCUCAGAUCGCGUGUGCUUGCGCUUUGGCGGCCCAUCUGCAGAACCGCCCGGUACGGUUUGUGCUUACGAUCGAGACGAACAUGGGCUCGAUCGGUAAGCGGUACGGGUGCAUCAGUGACUAUGAGGUGGAUGUCGAAAGCAAUGGCCGUUUCGUGAAGCUCUCCAACAACUACAUGCAGGAUUACGGUGCAUCGCUGAACGAGGUGGUUGGUGGGGCGACGACGGAGUUUUUCAAAAACUGUUACGACACCAGCACGUGGAAGAUCGUUGGGAAGGCAGCCAGGACGGAUGCUCCGUCGAAUACGUGGUGCCGCGCUCCGGGUACCACCGAGGGAAUCGCCAUGAUUGAGAACAUCAUGGAGCACGUGGCUUGGGAGACGGGAAUGGAUCCGCUCGAGGUUCGGCUCGCCAACAUGCCGCAGGAUAGCAAAAUGCGUGAGCUGUUGCCCCAGUUUCGGCAGGAGGUUGAGUUCGAGCAGCGUAAAGCGGCGAUCGAACAGUUUAACGGUGAGAAUCGCUGGCGCAAACGUGGCAUAGCGAUCUCGGUGAUGCGCUAUCCGUUGGAUUACUUUGGGGCACUGCAUGCGCUGGUCAGUAUCUACGCCGGCGAUGGUUCAGUGUCGGUGACGCACGGUGGCAUCGAGAUGGGCCAGGGUAUGAACACCAAGGCAGCGCAGGUCGCGGCGUACGUUCUUGGCUUGCCGAUCGAGAAGAUUUCGAUAAAACCGAGCAGCAGCGUCACCUCACCGAAUGCCAUAGUAACGGGAGGCAGCAUGACCAGUGAAGCUGUUUGCUAUGCCGUCAAGAAGGCGUGUGAGAUAUUGCUGGAACGCAUCAAACCAGUGCGCGAUGCCCACAAGGACGCACCAUGGGAAACCGUGACGCAGCUUUGCUACGCAGAAAAUGUGGAUCUCUGUGCCACCUAUCAGUUCAAGGCGUCGGAGCUGAAACCGUACAUCAUCUGGGGGUUGAGCUGUGCGGAGACGGAGAUUGAUGUGCUGACCGGAAAUGUGCAGCUGCGGCGUGUCGAUAUCCUCGAAGAUACGGGUGAAAGUAUGAGCCCCGGGGUCGAUGUUGGUCAAAUCGAGGGUGCAUUCAUCAUGGGUGUCGGUUAUUGGCUAACGGAGGCGCUCGUUUACGAUGCGCAAGAUGGUGCGCUGCUUACCAAUCGUACCUGGACGUACAAACCACCGGGCGCUAAGGACAUUCCGGUCGAUUUCCGUAUUCGGUUUCUGCAGAAAAGCUCCAAUCCGGCCGGUGUGCUCCGCUCGAAGGCAACCGGUGAGCCGGCAUUAAACAUGUCGAUCGUGGUACUGUUUGCCCUGAGGAAUGCACUUCGUGCGGCACGGAAGGAUGCUGGUUUGGCGGAUGAUUGGUUGCCGAUGGGCACGGCCUCUACACCGGAUCAGGUGUACAUGCUGGCCGGGAACUCUAUCGAGCAGUACAAAUUGAACUAACGCGGCACGAUAAUCUAACUUUCAUUCUUCAUAUUCUGCAGGUGCUGGUUUCACGUUUAAGUUAAGGCACUCCAUGUUGGUACAAUUUAGUUAAGUGGACCAUUCAUAUGAAAUCGAGUCGAUCUUGAUAGCAUCACAAACCUCGAAAGAUGUAAAAGAGUCAGAAGAAAUUCUUGGUAAAUGUAUUGUUUUUUUUUAUCGAAUAUCGAAUAAACAGACACGUGGUGCUUUACACUUA